AUGAAUGCAUCAAGUGAACAACGCACGGAUUGUACCCCGGAGCACGCCCAACUUGUCUUGACGAGUGACAACAUCUCGUCCUACACGUACAGUUCAGGGGACACCACCGUGAUUUGCGUUGUUAUGCCCAUCAUACUCGCCAUCGGUGUGCUUGGAAAUGGCACGUUUCUGUUCGUCGUUGCUCGUGUGAACUGGAUGCGACAGGUGUCGACAAACAUCUACCUGGCGUGUCUAGCACUGGUCGACAUCACCUUCAUCGCUAUGGCUGUCGGGGGAAAGUUGUCGCGUUUCCUGGCCUCACCCAUUGUCACGGAUGAGUCCCUCCUUGGAGUCCCGGGAUGCGUGCUCCUAUACUUCGUCUCGGAUCUGUGUUUUUACGUUUCGUUGUUCCUGAUCACGCUCGUCUCACUCGGGAGAUACUCCGCCGUGUGCCAGCCCUUUGCCUUCCGCAGCAGCUCCGAGGGAAGGAAAGGGGUGAUGUCUCGAAUCGCCUGGUGUUGGGGCAUCAGUGCCGCAGCUGCCUGCAUCCUUAUCCCGGACAGAUUGGUCUGGGAGGAGACCUGCAUCACCUUGUCACCACCCGACGAGUUCCACCACCUGCCCCAAGUCAUAGGCAGCUGCACGUCGGUGGUCGAAUGGUACUUCAACUUCUCCAACUUCGUUCAGGUGGCGCCGUUCUUCACGACAAUGUUUGUCAACUUCACCCUCUACGCCCUGAUAAUCAGAAAACUCCGGCAGCAAGCCGAAAUGCGCCAGGGACUGAGCAACGAGACUGCUUUAGAACAAGCCCAAGUCAGAGACAAUAUAACACGGAUGCUUAUCGUCAAUGGGACCUCGUACUUUGUCUUCUUGAUGCCAUUCGAGGCACUGGCGCUCGGAGUGACCAUCAAGAGCCUCAGCGGAACUCCAUCACUUCUAACCAAAGACCAGUUCUCGCUUGCCCUCAACAUUUGCAGGUGCUUACUAUACACAAAUUCAGCCGUCAACCCAUUCAUUUAUACUUUAAUGAGCCCGGCCUACAGACGCGCAUUCGCUGAUGCACUGUGCCCCGCGAGCACGAGUCAAGGAGCUUCGGUUCAAGACCUCAUUGGAAUGUCAAACAUAAACACAAAAGCCAGACGAGACAGUGAAAGGCGGCAGCAUUAA
Molecule: messenger RNA, 1146 nt
Organism: Patiria miniata (bat star)
Lineage: Eukaryota; Metazoa; Echinodermata; Asteroidea; Valvatida; Asterinidae
Product: kappa-type opioid receptor-like
Exons: 1
Coding region: 1-1146 (381 amino acids)
Biological process (GO): G protein-coupled receptor signaling pathway
Cellular component (GO): plasma membrane
Molecular function (GO): G protein-coupled receptor activity
Source: RefSeq, a predicted model, not a curated record